AUGCGAUGCGCGAGCAAGGCCGCCGAGAGCGCGUCUGCACGUCUCUGUGCGGACGCCGAAGCAGAAACUAAAGCAACUGAUAUCCCAUCGGUUGCUGAAUCGACUCAGCCUGUAUCACCUGGUGAUGCAGGUGCUGGUCAUGAAGACACUCGUGUCUUCACAGAGUACGAGCUCGGUGUCUCGUACUCUCCUGAUACGGAUGACGGAUCCGUAUCGACGGCAAUUGAAUCCAAGCCGCCUGCCAAGCGUGGCAUGGACGAUGCUUUGCGUCGCAGCAUCUUUGGUUCAUCUGAUGAUGGUGUCGUUUCUCCAAUGGACACCACUUCACAGCGAGGUGCCAGUACUUCUGUCGGCACGUCGCAGGAAGAGCGGGACCGCAAUGUGUUGCGUCUCGCUCCAGAAAAGAAGGCAUGGAUGCCUCCUAAAUCUGUCAUGGAUCACUUGUCGGCGACGACGAGUGAUCGUUAUCGAACACGAUUGUUCGAUUCGUCAAGGAUUCAUCACCUUGACCCCAGCGCGAAAGACUAUCGCGCUGAACAUGAGUUCUUCAUCGAUGCUUUCUUCAGACAUCGAUGGUACAGUGGGAAUCACAAACGUGAUGGUCCCUCACUACUUCAGGCGUGGAACGCCUACAUCCAUAAUCUCGAGGAUGUAGGUCGUGACGCUUGGAACGACAAACUUAUCAAAGCUCGUGAUAAGUUUGAAAAGCGAACCCCGACAGGUGCACGCUACAAGCUGCAUCGUCUGUCAAGGGAGAAAGGAUUACCCUGCCUUUCUUGGGGAGACUCGUGCCCAUGUUGUGUGAACAACUCUGCACGAGCACCUAAGGAGGCUUACCUCCUUACCAGCCCGUGGUGGCGCGUACGUGUCUCUACUGAGAUGUACGAAGGGAUUGACAACCUGAAAUCCCUUUACGACCGUGCCGGGAAGACUUUCUCCGGCGGUCCUUCUGCGGCACAGGAUGUUCGCGUCGUACUGCUCGACCAGACCCAGUACGUCAACCAUCAAUUGGGAGCGGGGCUCCCAAGAAUCCCAGGACGGGGAUAG
Molecule: messenger RNA, 1047 nt
Organism: Peronospora matthiolae
Lineage: Eukaryota; Oomycota; Peronosporomycetes; Peronosporales; Peronosporaceae
Source: the annotation of a GenBank genome assembly